Messenger RNA from Anopheles stephensi (Asian malaria mosquito), 6328 nucleotides. RefSeq names its product sarcolemmal membrane-associated protein-like. Bases 953 to 4198 code for a protein of 1081 amino acids. Lineage: Eukaryota; Metazoa; Arthropoda; Insecta; Diptera; Culicidae. The record is from RefSeq and is a predicted model, not a curated record. The transcript is spliced from 12 exons. Gene Ontology annotation, molecular function: protein binding.
GCAAAAUCCGCACGAAACCGUUCUGUUCGGUCAGGAAAAGGAAAGGGCGAGAUACGUGCGGGUGCGUGUGUGAGAACAAAACUUCCCUGUUUUGUAGCUCCACCGAUCGAAGCAGCCAGUUGUGAACGAGAGGGUCCGAGUGUGCGUUUUUAUUUGGUGUUCGCCGUUCCUUUUGCCUGGUGGUUAAGAAAAAGUAGGGCUCGAACACGUUCCCACAGGGCCGAAACUCGCACCUCCGUUUUCCGUGUACAGUGCAGAUCUGAGCGUCGAAAAGCCAAUCACCGCGCGCGCCAUCAUCAGCACGUUAUGAAGUUCGAAAACAAACAACAGGAAAAAGACGAUUUUUAAGCGAAAAUCAAAGUGCUCUGCCGCGAACGAAAGCAGUUGUUACCGUGGUUACCGAAGUGCACCGUAAAAAAAAGUGGAAAAAAGAAAAAUCGAAAUUUUCCUCUCUGCGAAAGUGUUGCUCUCCAUGAGUGUGUUCUGUGUGCGAUUGUUGGAAAAGUGAAGUAAAAAUUCAAUCGAUUCGAAUCCGAAGUAUAAAGAGAAGCAAUAGAAAAUAACAAGUGAAGUGUUUGUGUGUGUCACUGCGGGCAUGUGCGACCAAUGAUAACGACAAGUGUUGAAAAUUAACGUCUCAAGUUUUCUUCGCGUGAAUAAUUUGCACCAUCCUAGAUCUGCCUCGGGAAUGUUUCGACGGAUCUGGCGAUAGAUUAGCUGCUGCUGAAGAAUUUCAAAAAUUGAUUUGCCACACCACCGUCCAAAGGAUUUCCGGCUUUAUUUUUGUUUUUCCCGAACCUUCAACCAAGUUCCGAAUUUGUCCCCGCUCGCUUCCCCUACGAUCAGCAUAACGGCUCUCCGCAGUGAUCAGUUCAGCUGAUCGUGGCAGAAAAACGGAGCGCCCUCCCACUUAUGGAUGUAAUUAUUAUUUGCGUUCGAUGUGGCUGUGGUCAUGGUUUUUAUAAAUAACAGAGAUGAGUAUUUACCAUUCCUGAAAGCGCCAGGAGUAAGAAUGCAAACUCCUUUGGUUAACAACGUGACGACGAACACUACGACACUCACUCGAGACGUUGCCGCACAGGUGCAGCAGCAACAACAACAGCAGCAGCAGCAGCAACAGCAGCAACAACAACAGCAGCUUGGCAACGUUAACAAUAACAACACCACCACUAACAAUAACAACAACAACACCCUCAUCAACAACAACAGCAUCAGCGUGAGCGGGUCCUGCGGGACACUGAAUGUUAACAACAACAUAAACAACAACAACAGCAUCAACAACAAUGGUCAGCCGCAAGUUGCCCGGGCACUGCUCAUCUGUCGUCCAAACUCGCAUCCCUUUAACAACCGGACACUUUACCUUGAGCCGGGUGCCCAAGCUAAGGUAGGACGGUCGGUUGCGAGGAUUCGCGUGUCGGAAAACAAUGCAAUUUUCGACUGCAAGGUCCUGUCUCGGAACCAUGCCGUGCUGUGGUACAAAGAUGGCCGUUUCUUCAUCAAGGAUACGGGCAGCAGUAAUGGCACGUUCAUCAACAACUUUCGCCUCAGUCAGACGUGUUCCGAGUCGGAACCGUACGAAAUCAGCUCCGGCGAUAUCGUGCAGUUCGGCGUGGACGUUAUGGAGAAUACGCGGCGCGAAACGCACGGUUGCAUUACGGCCACGCUCAAGCUCUUCCUGCCGGACGGUCGGGAAACGAAGGCCAGCCAGAAGGUGGGCAUUGGAGGGCAGAGCGCCAUCAUACCGCCGGUCGAUCUGUACCGAUUGAAUCAGUACAUCCAGGAGGCGAACCAACGGGAGCAGAUACUCGAAACGAAGCUGAUUAGUCUCCAGAAGAUGGUCGAAUCGACAAAGCAAAAUUCCUUCCUCGGCUGGCAGGCAAUGAUCGACGAGGAUCGAUUGCUCAGCCGUAUCGAAAUGCUGGAAAAGAAGCUACAGUACUGCCAGAAAAACAUCACCGCGGACAAGCUGCACGACGAGCUGAUGAAGCUGGUGCAGGAAAAGGAAGAGUAUCAGAACGCGGCCAAAGAGGCUAUGUACAAACUGUACCAGGAGCGGCACGAAGCGGUGCACAAGCAGAUUUCGCUCGAGAAGGCGCUCUGCACCAGCGAGGACGAAUGUUCGUUGUUGCGGGAGCAGCUUAACAAAACGAAACAACAGUUACAGGAAAUGACCAUCUGUAUGGAUACGCUGAAGAAUCAGUACGAUGAGAAGGUCGCUUCGAGCGAAGAGCAGCUGAAGGCAAAGGAGUCCGAAAUUACGAGUCUCACGCACAAGCUGGAUCAUUUUGUUGACGUGUAUGCUAUUGGAUCAUCUGAUGACGAACAGCAGCAGCAGCAGCAGCAGCAACAGCAACACCACAUACACAGUUCGGCCAUGUCAAACUGGCUGAAGAACUCAGAUAUUAAGAAACUGGAAGGAUCUGAAGACAUAAUUAAGGCCAUUUGUAAUGAUACUGAAAACGAGAUUACCGGUAGUGAUUACACGGAAGGACUGACAAAGCUUCAACGACGUAUCAAUACGUUUGAGAAAAAUUUCACCCUGUUGUUCGGAGCAGAUCUGAAAUCGGAAAAUGAAACGGACGAUCUAGAUAACGAUGCCACGGUACCGAUCGUGCUGACGAGCACAGCCAACAACGUAACAACGACAACCGCCGGUGCACAAUCCAAAAUGGAUGAGCUCGUCGGGGACGCUAGCGCUGCAGAAGGAGACGAGAAUGGACCACCAACGCUGCAGGUAGAAUGCGAUGGCAAUCAGAACGAUGUAAACAGCACCACUACGCCCAUGAAUCGCAACGGUGGUGGAGAUGGUAGCGAAGACAACGGCACUAUACCGAUGGAAGUGCGCGCCGGCGUUGAUCAGGAUUCGCAGCAGCAAACGUCGGACGGAGAUAGCGGCACGGUACCGGCUUCCAAUGCUGCACCACCGUACGGCCAAGGAGCAACGGAUCAGAUGAACAAGAACGUGCUCAAGCGUAAUCUUCGGUUGAUCAAGAACGACUGUACGACGCUGCUGCGGCAAGUCGAGCGUACGAUAGCGCAGAAGCAAUCGGAGCAAAUUAUCCAGAAGGCGAAGUAUGAAGAGCUGGAAACGGAGCUGUUGGCAUUUAAGGCGGAACUCGAAAGCCGACCGAAGCAGGAUGAGCUGGACCAGAAGCAGCAGCUGUGCGAUAGCCUCACCGAAAGUCUUUCCCAUCUACGGCACGAGGUGGACGAGCUGCGUACGCUGAACGAUCGCUGCCAGCUCGAGAUGGAGCGUAUGGAGGUUGAGCUGCUGAAGCAGAAAAACAUCGAGAACGAAAAGAUCAGUGCAAUGGCGGCGGCCGCCGCUGCUGAGGAGGAGUCCACCGAAAACGUUUCGAUCGUGGGUAAGGAGGAGCAAGAACCGACGGAAACGGAAACGACGGCCAAGGGUGGCGAGGUCGAGCGGCAAACGCAACAGGAGCUGAUGAUGAUGCCGACGACGUUGCUGGUUGUGACGGACAGUGCUCCGAUGGCGGAAAUGCCCUCGCCGGUGCUAAUACCCACCGUGCCGAUGGUGGACGUGGAAACGCAAACCGAUACACUUCCGGAUGUGCCUGCUGUUGGGGAGGAGCCGUCGUCAGCUUGUAUGCCAGUACCAGUUCUACCUCUAGCCGUCACAUCCAGCACCACCGAUACGAGCGAUGGUGGCGAUAUGUCGAUCUGCUCCAAUCUGGACGAUCUGGAUGACGACGACGACGACGAUGACGAGAAGACGGAAACCAUUGAAACGACCGCAAUGUACAAUGCGGACCAUCCUGCGCUGGACCUGUUGCGGAACACGAUCGGUGCACCGAGCGGUGUUAGUAGCGUAGAGGACGACGAUAAACUGUGUGACGGUAGCAACGGUAAUAGUAGUAAUAAUGGUGGUACUUCACUCCUCACGACCCUGGACGAUACCACCGGCAAUGGAGCGGUCCUGUCCGGGACGGCCACCACCACCAUCGACUAUGAGCUGGCCAUGAUCAACCAUCCGGAUGUGCAGCGUGAGGAGGAAUUGGUUGCCUUCAAGGAGAAGUACUCCCAUCUGAGCGAGGAAAACGUACGGCUCAACCAGAAGCUACAGCAGCUGACGAACGAUAUGAGCCAAUCGCGGCAGUGGUUCGCACUCCAGAUCGCCGCCUGCAUCGUUCCGGUGAUGGCCAUCUUCUUCUACAUGCUGACAGGUGCACGCUCGUAAUGGGACCUGCGGUUCCCGGUUGCCGACUGCAGCAAGAGGGCAUUAGCGAUCGUCGGUCGUUGCUAGCCGCGCCUGGCCAGGAAGCAGAGACAGAGAGAGAGAGCGAGAGAGGGAGCAAGCAAGCGAGAUGUGUAGGGAAAUUUGUGGAAACGGAAGUGUUGCUUAGUAAUGUUCUUUAAUUCUAUUAUUUUUUUUAUUAAUACUAUAUUUUGUUGAUGUGCAACCAAGUCUUGUAAGGCGAAGCGAAAAGGGACAAAAAAUUAUCUCGUUAUCACACCGUACCGUGUAGUGUUUGUGUAGAAAACGGAAAGCGAAGGAAACGCAACGAAGGUAUAGGUUUGUGUUUUUCGUUUUCUUCUCACUUUACUGUUGUUUAUGGAUAUUAUUUAUUAUUAUAAUUUUUUGUUUUAUUGCGAAUCCUGUCCACCCCAGCACAAGUGUGUGUGUGUGUGUUUGUCUCGGCUCCGCUGUGCAUCAUGUGUUCCUGCUGAAAGCGAGUUCCAAACGAAAAAAUCUCACAAAUCGCGACACUCACUCACUCACACACCACAAACCGAGAUCAUGUUCGGCUGUACAUUCAUAUAAUCGCUACAGCACUGUAUUUAUUAACCGAUUAAUCUGAUGCUAAUUUUAUUGACACCAGCAGCCGCCUACAGAACACUGAAUACUGAAGAAAAAUCAAUAAUUAUAAUCAUAAGGUUUAAUGCACUAAUAGUGAAAGGUGGGGGGGGGGGGGGGGCUGCGAGUGUGUGCGUAUAUCAAUAGCAUUAUGGCGGAUGAGAAGAGGAGAACGAGCUGAAGGAGUCCGAAUGGUGGUAAUACCGGAUGUUACGAUGAGCAAUAGGAGUGUGGUGUAGGAAAACUGUGCGUGUGUGAGUGUGUGUGUAUGGAAGAAGCCUGUAUGAUUGCACAUUCGAUGUCCAGCGAUGUCCACUUGGUCCCGAAUGAUGAACGUGUGUGUUUGUGUGUCAGCUUACGAACGAAUUUGGUAGUGAAGAGUGCGGGUGUCGUCGCUUUGGGUAAGUAGUGCCGCGCUGCACUCUGUCUCCCUUGUAGGGCUUCAUUUUGUCUUGUUCCCCGUUGAAAAUGCUUGAAGUCCCGCAAGGCCAAAUGUAUCACCUUCCGGCGGUGGAGGUUAGUAGCCACAACAAGCGAUGAGGAUCAUCGAUAUUUAGUCUUCUACUAACUCGUACACGAUCGUUCGGAAUAGGCUAGCUUUUGUAAGAAUCUAUAUAGACCGUAACAGUACGUUCAAUACGCUACCACACCUACUAAUACUACUACUAUUACUACUACCGCUGCUACUAGUGAGAGACUCAACUACCACACACACAACACUACACACACACACAUAUAUAUAUAAAUAUGGACAUUUACGAAGCAAUCGAACAGGAGGCACUACUACUUGACUGGAUGCAUUUCUCUGAAGAGUAGAAUUAUUGGUGGCAAAUAAAGAGACAGAGAGAGAGAGAGAGAGAGAGAGAGAGAGAGAGGGAGAGAUUGAAAAAAGCAUGGUUUGGGUUGCUGUGGCCAUUGGAAAUGCAAAGUACAAAAACGAAAAAUAACUGCAUAAACGAAUGUGCAACAGAGCAGCACAGUGUCGUGAAUGCGGGAAAAUGGCUUUGAUGGUGUUUUAUCCUGUUGGUGGUAUCGAAAAGGGCACAAAAAGCAGGGCUAAGAAAUGCAAUAAAUCAAUAGUCGCCACAGUACAGUAGCAGCUUGAGGAGUUUUCGAACGGUUCGAGGGGCAAACGACGAAGGAACAUAGUGAUUGUGAGCACCGAUCGACGAGGUCCUGGAAGGUAGUAGCUGACUAGGAAAUAUUGAUAUAAUACUACGCAGAUUCGAGAUUUCGAUUUGAACGGCACACACAUUCUCUCUCUCUCUCUCUCUCUCUCUCUCUCUCUCUCAUUUGGAGGACACAGUAACGCUUGAGUUUAUAGUGUGUAUUAUAUUGAAAGUGUGCGAACAAAAAGGAGUGGGGUGGAUCGCAAAACUGUCGAAACUCGAAGACGAUGGGCAGUAGAACGAGAAAGCCUGAUGUAGAGGAACAGCAAGGCAAAGAAGCUGACGACGAAUAAGAACGUAAAUAAUAAAGAUGAAAAAAAGCGAUAUAAUUAUAAUAUAAUAA